Molecule: messenger RNA, 687 nt
Organism: Closterium sp. Naga37s-1
Lineage: Eukaryota; Viridiplantae; Streptophyta; Zygnematophyceae; Desmidiales; Closteriaceae
Source: the annotation of a GenBank genome assembly
AUGGUACCGUCGCCCACGAUCACUCAGUCUGCGCGCACUCCCUCCCUACUUCCCAUCCCCUUUUCCUCGUUUCCCCAUCCCUCAUUUCCCCAUCCCAUCAUUCCCUCUGCCUCCGUCUGCCAUCCUUCCAUUCCCCGUGCCUACUUUCACCAUUCCACCAUACGGUCAUACCCCAUCCCGCGACCUCCAUGUCACCUCCACCCCGUCCCCUCUCCUCCCUGCUUCUUCCCAUCAUUCGCCAAAAAGUUCGUUUUUCACCACCUCCUAUACCUAUCCCCUACCCAUCCCCUCCUCUCCCCAUCCAUCCUUUCCCCAUCGAUCCUCUCCCUAUCCCUCCUCUCGCCAUCCCUCCUCUUCCAAACCCAUAAUUUUCUCAUUCCCUCCUCUCCCCGCCCCUUUCCUCCAUGUCUCCCAUCUGCCGUACCUCACCUCCCUCUGUUCCUCGCAUCCUCCAUCCUCAUUUCCUCCCUGCCACCCAUUCUCCUCCUCACCUUCCUCCCCAGCCUCUCUUCCUCACCUCCCUUCUGCUUCUCUCCCCCACGUCCUCCCUACCUCCCUUCCUCCCAUCAUCACUUCCUCCCUUUAUUCCUGCAUUCCUCGCUUCUUCCCUUCCUUCGUUCCUCCCUUCCUCAUUUGCCAGUUGUCAUUGUCUGCUCUGCAUCUUGUUGUGAUGUGUUGGCUGUUUGA